Molecule: messenger RNA, 210 nt
Organism: Dibothriocephalus latus
Lineage: Eukaryota; Metazoa; Platyhelminthes; Cestoda; Diphyllobothriidea; Diphyllobothriidae
Source: the annotation of a GenBank genome assembly
AUGAUGCACCCGACACUGGCCAUAGAUGGGCCGCGUGCUAUUGAUAAGACACAGUUCACUGAUGCAUGCGAGAAGGAAAAGGUAGGAAGGACCGAUGAUGAUGAUGAUGAUGAUGAUGAUGAUGAUGAUGAUGUUGAUGAUGGUGAUGAUGAUGAUGAUGAUGAUGAUGAUGAUGAUGAUGAUGAUGAUGAUGAUGAUGAUGAAAGAUGA